UCCCGCCCGCCGCCAGGGGCCGCUGUGGCUCCCGCUCUUGCCGCGCCCGCUCUUCCCGCGCGCCGCCUCACUGGUGCCCGAAAUGGCGGCCGCGGCGCUGCUCCGGGGCGCGGCUCCGCGACGCGGCGGCACGGCCUGGAGCUGGCGACUGCGCGACGCCCCGCGGCGCCGCCUGGCCCCCGGCCCCGCGGGCGGCGCGGCCUGGACGCGCUACCCGCUGGAGGCGCGCGGCCUGCUGCGCGUGCGCGGGCCCGACGCGACGCCCUUCCUCCUGGGGCUGCUGACCAAUGAGCUGCCGCUUCCGCCUCCCGCGGGCGCCGGCCCCGCCCCGGCGCGCGCGGGCUACGCCCACUUCCUCAACGUGCAGGGGCGCACGCUCUAUGACGUCAUCAUGUACCGGCUCCCUGAGAGUGCGGGCCAGGCUCCGGCCUUCCUCCUGGAGUGUGACAGCUCUGUGCUGGACGCCCUGCAGAAGCACCUGGCACUGUACAGGAUCCGGCGCAAAGUCACCGUGGAGCUGUGCCCCGAGCUGCGUGUGUGGGGCGUACUGCCCAGUGCUCCUGGGGUGGGAGCGGCCACAGCCCUGCAGGAGGCGGCCGAGGGUGGUUCCAUCCUCGCCCGCGACCCCCGCACUGCCUGCAUGGGCUGGCGGCUCCUCACCCAGGACGAGGGCUCCACCCUGGUGCCUGGGAGUCAGCUGGGACACCCCCAGGAUUAUCACCGACACCGGUACCAGCAAGGUGUUCCCGAGGGUGUCCGUGACCUGCCCCCAGGAGUGGCCCUGCCCUUGGAGUCUAACCUGGCCUUCAUGAACGGCGUGAGCUUCACCAAGGGCUGUUACAUGGGCCAGGAACUGACCGCCCGUACCCACCACAUGGGUGUCAUCCGCAAGCGUCUCUUCCCUGUGCAGCUCUGUGGCCCCCUCCCUGCUGCUGGCAUUGAUCCUGGCUCCCCAGUGCUCACUGAGUCGGGGCAGGCAGCUGGCAAGUACAGGGCAGGCCAAGGGGACGUGGGGCUGGCCCUGCUGCGGUCGGAGAAGAUCAAGGGCCCGUUGCACAUCCGAACUGCCGACAGUGGCCGAGUGACCCUGACUGCGUCUGUGCCGGACUGGUGGCCCACAGCUGCCAAGUAGCCCUCAGAUCCUGGGGUGGACUGCCACAGGGCCCCCCGGCUUGUGCGGGGUUUUCUGCUCUUGGUGCACACGUGUCCAGCUGGGCCGUACCUGGAGUAUCGGAGUCAAAAGGGCCUGUGGAGCAGAAAGGCCACCAGCCUCCCGGAGAGGGCUUGGUAUCGUGCACAGCACAAGUGUGUGAUCAGGAGUGUGUGUGUGAUCCUGCCCUCCCAAUGUGACAGCAUCAACCAGGAAAAGCUCUUAGACAAUCGAGGGCUGGCCAUGGAGAUCAAGCAUCAAGACCGGGAUUUUGUGCAAAGACUUUUUCAUUUUGUUUAGCUUUUGUUUUUGAGCCACACCUGGCGGUGCCCAGGGCUUGCUUCUGGCUCUGCACUCAGGGAUCACUCCUGGCGGGACUUGGGGGGGGAAUCAUAUGGCUGAACCCAGGUCAGCCAUGUACAAGGCAAGCAUCCUACCUGCUGUACUCUCUCUCUGGCUUUUUUGCAAAGAUUUCAAAACCUGAUGACAUCUAUAGGCUUAUCAAGUUUUUUAUUUUAUUCAUUUGUUUGGUUUCUGGGGCUACAU
Molecule: messenger RNA, 1696 nt
Organism: Sorex fumeus (smoky shrew)
Lineage: Eukaryota; Metazoa; Chordata; Mammalia; Eulipotyphla; Soricidae
Gene: IBA57
Product: iron-sulfur cluster assembly factor IBA57
Exons: 3
Coding region: 83-1132 (349 amino acids)
Cellular component (GO): mitochondrial matrix
Molecular function (GO): protein binding
Source: RefSeq, a predicted model, not a curated record